CCAGGGAUUUUGGUUAAUUUUAUUAUUUUUGAAUUUUUGCGCUUUUUUUUUAUUUUUUUUCCCUUGGAUUUUCCGGGCUGCCAUGAGGAUUACUGCAGUGGAGAAAGGACACCUCCGGUGGAGAAGGACUUGGAGGUCCAUUUCAGGUCCAGCUAACCACCGAAACAGCUGUCCGAACAUUUGAAAAGGGCUGGACACACGUCAAGAGAGUGAAGGGUCCGGUAGCACCACCAAUUGAAGAAAAGAAACCUCCGGACAAACCAUCAAACUGAACACCCUGUUUGAAAACUCCACUCAGCAUCCCUCAGUCCAAGUUAAUAAAACCCUGUACUCCCAGUUUAUUCCCAGUUAUACCCCAUUAAUAAGUGCAGUUUAUCCCCUGUUAUACCUCGGUAAUAAGUGCUAGCUACAAGUUGUUAAAUUAAGUUGAAAAUGUUUAUCUGUUAAUUCUGUUCUUUGUUAUUCCCUUUUACAGACUCUGCCUUCACACAACCAUAUUGUCACAUCAACUGUAUAGUAAGGCUCCAUUUGAAGCCAGCAUUCUCUUUCAAUAACAGUCCAAUCAGACUCCAAAUUUACGGGCAUGAUAACUCUAAUCUAUGACAAGGCCAACCCCAAAAUAACCAUGAGUUUCCAGAAGCCUGAGAUCACUGAAGAAGAACCAUCUGAAGGUGAGAAGCCUAAAGAAAGGACUAAAGAAGCAAAGAUGACAAGCCCCACCAGCAGAGGCAACCCAAAUACUAACAACUGCUCCCGGGUCUGCCUAAAGGGGAAAGUGAGCAACAUCCUGCUACUAAAUGUCAUCUGUCUCUGGGUCCUCUGGCCUCCCUUCACACAAGCAGCCGACAGCCGCUGUAACAAAUGUUACAAGACGGUGUAUCAGGCAGAAGGAAGCUCAUUCCAAAUUCGACACUUUUUCCGAGCACAUACUUAUGUUAAUCCAUCUUGUUACAACAUAACAGAGCUGGGUAUCUGCUCAGAAAAAGGUCACAAGUAUUGGAUUGGCAAAAACAUUGGCACCCAAACACACAAGCAGAAGGGAGAGUGCCCCUCCCAAGACAAUUGGCUCUGUUUCAAUUUUAGAUACAUAACCAGGACAGAAGAUUUGUUAAAAAGAAAGACCUAUGACACCGACCUGAUUCAAGAGGUGGUCAUAGAAGAAAAAGAAAAACAAAAAGAAAACAAUCCUUUGAUGUCAAGGAAAAACUUAUUUAUUGACCUGGCAGAAAGGAUUGGAAAACAGCUAAAUUUAACAAAUUGCUGGGUGUGCGGAGGAACUUUAGAAUCGGAAAGUUGGCCUUGGCGGGGAGUCAGUCUUGGACCCCCCGAUUUACUCCGACUGAGUAAUCUUUCCCCCACAACCCGACAUGACAAUGAAACCUGGCUGCUAAGCAAUUCUGUUAUUGGAGAAGAAUGCAUCUGGAGGAAAGGAAGAAAAUUCUUAGAAGAAGUUGGUGAGACAAUAUGCAAAAGGUACCUGGUAACUGAUGGGCAAAAACACUGGUGGAUACCCCAAGAACCAGAUGUAUUCUGGUCUGCAGAAAAGAUUAAAAACAAAAAUUGCAUUUUGAAUCCUGUUAAAAAACUCUGGCAGUGUUGGGAUCAAGGAAAUCCAUUCUCUGUCCUGCCACAAAUUUCCAAAUACUGGAUCACAGCAGCAAGUAUACAAUCCCACUUCUGGGAAGCACCACAAGACCUCUAUUGGAUCUGUGGUAACCGAGCUUACUCCAGCUUACCACCUCGCUGGAAAGGGAGCUGCACUCUUGGAGCCAUUCAGCCAAACUUCUUCCUACUUGCUGAAAACGCUGGAGCCCACCUUGGAAUCUCCCUUUAUGACGAACUUUCCCGUACCAAAAGACAUGUAAUAGGGGGGACCCAGAGAUGGGAAGAGGAAGAAUGGCCAGCCGAGAGGAUCCUAGAGACUUAUGGACCUGCAACAUGGGCACAAGAUGGGAGCUGGGGGUACCGAACUCCCAUCUACAUGCUAAACCGGAUCAUCAGACUGCAAGCACUAAUUGAGGACUUAUUUUUCUCCCUUGUUUAAUCCCUUGUUUCAUCCGUUUAAUCACCACUGUCAUCCAAAGCAUGCCACUGAUCCAAGACCUCCAGGGACAACAGCAGUAUCCACCAUCCACUCAAAAGAUUAUGUAUAUCAAUAAUAAGAAGAAAACCAAAAAGGAAAGAAAAAUUGCCUAGCAAGUGUGGGACAGUUUUAAACAGCUUGAAUCCAUCCCUGAAGAAGCUACCCACCUUCACUUAAAUGCAAAGACCAAAGAUGCGAGCAUAAGAGAAAAAGGGGGGACUUGUCAUACAUGAAAUCCCUAUUUGUGCUUGGUCUU
Corvus hawaiiensis (hawaiian crow) is the source of this 2339-nucleotide messenger RNA. RefSeq names its product endogenous retrovirus group 3 member 1 Env polyprotein-like. The record is from RefSeq and is a predicted model, not a curated record. The transcript is spliced from 3 exons. Lineage: Eukaryota; Metazoa; Chordata; Aves; Passeriformes; Corvidae. The coding region runs from base 584 to 2044 and encodes 486 amino acids.